Messenger RNA from Eutrema salsugineum, 1392 nucleotides. RefSeq lists its product as uncharacterized. Gene Ontology annotation, molecular function: DNA binding. Gene Ontology annotation, biological process: DNA recombination; DNA replication; DNA repair. NCBI's taxonomy places the organism in Eukaryota, Viridiplantae, Streptophyta, Magnoliopsida, Brassicales, Brassicaceae. Gene Ontology annotation, cellular component: nucleus. The record is from RefSeq and is a predicted model, not a curated record. The coding region runs from base 1 to 1392 and encodes 463 amino acids. The transcript is spliced from 10 exons.
AUGGCUUUAGUCCGCAGACGUUCAGCUGCUAUAGUUCAAUUUGCCAAAUUAGAUCAAUCAAGUGAAAUUCAGAAAGUUAGAGCUACUAUAUUUUCACUUUGGAAAGUCAAGAAUAGGCAGUCUGACUUUGUUAUAGAAAUGGUAUUGGUUGACGAAGAGGUUUGUAUGCGAUCUUAUGUAUUUUUCUUAUUGACGACUCCAUUACCAUACAAGAUCGCUUUGUGCAGGACAACCCGUGCUAAGGAGAUUAAUGAUUUUCCAUCAGAUUUGCCAGAGAAAUAUUUUUCUGAUUUCAGGUCAAUCAAGGAAGACAAACUCGACAAUGAUGUCCUCAUCGAUGUCAUUGGACAAAUUGUCACCGUUGGGAGUAUGGAAGUUAUAAAAACUAAAGGAAAAAGUGGGAUCAGCGAGAAAUUGAUGAUAACACUUCGGGAUACCAACGAUGUCCAACUGAAAUGUACACUAUGGGGACAAUAUGCUAAAGCAACUGUUGAGUACACUGAUAAACAUAUGGCUGCUAUUGUUGUGUGUGUAAUGCGAUUUGUCUGUAUAAAAGAGUACAAAGGGGACAUUUCAAUAUCAAAUGCUUUCAACUCCACCAAGAUUCUGUUUGAUCGUGAAAGACUUCAGAGAAAAAGUUAUUCGACUUCUUGGGGUGGUGCUAUUGACUACCGUGAAGAAUUCUUAGGUGUGAAAAAUAGGAGGCGGACGAUAGCUGGAAUCCGUGAUAAAAAAGUGCCUGGCAAGAUUGUAACAUGCGUUACGGUCAAAGACAUUGACACUUCAAAGCUGUGGUAUUAUUGGGCAUGCAAACCUUGCAACAUCAAAGUUUUAGAGCAUGGAAUUAUGUCUGAUGAUGAAGAUUACGAUAAGAGGAUUCCUCUUUUCAGUUGCAAGAAUUGUGGUGAUAUUUAUUCAUAUAAUACCAUCGUCGCAAGGUACUACAUUGUAUUAUUUGUAACUGAUGAUUCAGACGUCGAUGUCCGCUUCUUGAUGUUUGAUGACACUGCUCAAAGGUUGUUAGGUCAUUCAGCUGAGUCUAUAAUGGAACAAAAUGAUGAAGAUUUACCAAGAGGGCUCCCUGAUGGCUUGACAAAGCUCCUAACUAUGAGGAUGCUUUUCAAAAUAAUACUUUCAGAAGAACAUACAAAAGGAAGCCAGUCUCCGUAUGUAGUAGAACUAUGGUCUCAAGAUGUCGACAUUAUGACUGAGUGGGAUUCUCGAUCAGAGCAACCGUUGAUGCUUAUGAGUUCAGACGAACUUGAGAAUCCAUCGUCUGGAUCUUCACUCACUCCUUCUUCUAAGAAGGUAAUUAAGAGUCCCGACUAUUUGGAUGAAGGUGAAAAAUCUGUUAACAAAAAGCGACCGAAGCAAGAGAUCCCAAUGAAGUAA